Chinchilla lanigera (long-tailed chinchilla) is the source of this 2088-nucleotide messenger RNA. It is a transcript of the gene Il1a, whose product is annotated as interleukin 1, alpha. The record is from RefSeq and is a predicted model, not a curated record. Gene Ontology annotation, biological process: positive regulation of immature T cell proliferation in thymus; positive regulation of gene expression; cytokine-mediated signaling pathway. Gene Ontology annotation, molecular function: interleukin-1 receptor binding; cytokine activity. Bases 65 to 877 code for a protein of 270 amino acids. Gene Ontology annotation, cellular component: extracellular region. The transcript is spliced from 7 exons. NCBI's taxonomy places the organism in Eukaryota, Metazoa, Chordata, Mammalia, Rodentia, Chinchillidae.
GGCUUCAGUGUCAAAGCAGUGCAGGAGUCAUUUCAUUGGCACUUGAAUCGGCAAAGAAGUCAAGAUGGCCAAAGUUCCGAACCUGUUCGAAGACCUGAAGAGUUGUUACAGUGAAAAUGAAGAAUAUGCUUCUGCCCUUGACCAUCUCUCUCUGGAUCAGAAAUCCUUCUAUGACACAAGCUAUGGCCCACUUGACAAGAGCUGCCUGGAUGAAUGUGAAUCUCUGAAUAUCAGUGAAACCUCAGAGGCAUCCAAUCUCACCUUCGAGGAGAAUUUAGUAGUGGUGUCAACGUCAGCCCAUGGGAAGGUUCUGAAGAAGAGACGGGUGAAUUUAAAUCAGAACACCACUAGUGAAGAUCUGGAAGCCGUCGACAGUGAUCUGGAGGAAGAAAUCAUCAAGCCACGGUCAGCACCUUACAGCCUCCAGAACGAGAUGAGAUUCAGAUAUCUGAAGAUUCUCAAAAAGGAAUUCGUCCUAACUGAUUCCAUUCAUCAAAACAUAAUUCGAGACUCGACAGGUCAACACCUCCGAGCUCGUGCAAUAACAGAUCUGAGCCAUGAAGUGAAAUUUGACAUGGGUGGUUACAUAUCAGCAACAGAUCAGAGUACAAACCCUGUGACUCUAAGAAUCUCAAAAACCCGUCUGUUUGUGUGUGCUCAGGAGGAAGACCAGCCAGUGUUGCUGAAGGAGAUGCCUGAGACACCAAGAGUCAUCACAGGUAAUGACCUCAACCUGAUCUUCUUCUGGGAAACUGAAAGAAGCCGUAAUUUCUUCAGGUCAGCUGUCAAUUCAGAGUUGUACCUUGCCACAAAGGUGAACAGUGAGGUGUUCAUGGCCAAGGCACCAACCUAUAUGAAAGAUUUUCUGAUAUCCUAAAACCAGCCUCAGCUCUGGAGUCUGUUAGUCUGUAUGUACCACGUACAUGAAGAAGUCGAUCUCUACUCUUACUCAUUUGCUGAGCAUGUGCUGAGCCUUUGUAAUUCUAAAUGAAUGUUUACCAUCUUCGUAAGAGAAGGGAAUAUCUAAUAGAACCAACAUGAACGUAUAAUGCUCUUUGUUAUUUAAAGGACACCCUAUACUUUGCACAGUACCAAUCAUUUUAAUUACCAUUUUUCAUAACAUUCAUAGAAGGACCAGGGCUACUGACAGCAGUUCCCAAAAAGACUCUACUCAUACUACAGGCAGGUUAACCAAGGCAUAAGAAAACUAAAAAAUAUACAAAUAGCAGUUGGAAUGACAAACCACAGGCCUAGGAUUCCAUUCCAACUUUGUGCCUUCUGCUUCUAAAUUACUGAUAGACUCUUAGACAAAUAGGGAUAGUUUCUAGGAUCUUAGUUUUACCAUUUUCAAAAAGGGGAGAAUGAUACCUACGUCCUUCCUGCCUCCUUUUUUUGGUUUUGUUUUGUUUUGUUUUAUUUUUUUGGUACUGAGAAUCAAACUCAUGACCUUGGGCUUUCCAGGCAGGUGCUGUGCUGCUGAGCUAUAUCCCCAAACCAUCUGUUUUUUUUAAUGUCAAAUAGUAAGGCCAUUUUAGUCAAACAACUCUUGAAGCUGAGCCUCAAGAAGAAGACAGACCAUGGAAUGUUAUUUUUAAGUUAUUUAUACAAGUAUUUAUAAAUAUAUUUAAAAUAAUUAUAUUAUUAUUAUUAUAUUUAUGGCGGCUCCUUGCAUCCUCUAAGAGUGACCAGACAUGCUCAACAAUGGUAGAGUUUCUAGGCUGAGUAAGUCAGAUGAAGCACUCCAGAGCACUAGGUCCAAGUAGUGCCUUCUCUGUAGCCCUGAAGCUCUGUACUCUAGUACUUGGGAGCCCUAUAAUAUGACAAUAAAUUUAUAUUAAUUACUUUCUUUGAGAUGAUAACUGAAAUCUAUAUUAAUUACUUUGUUUGAGAUGAUAACUGAUAAUAACAAGAAUGUUUCAUUCUUGCCUUGUCAUUCUUGAGUUAUUCAACUUCAUGCAUAAUUAAAUUCAACUAACUAAAAUGGGAGGAUUUUAACUUGGCAACCAUGGGACCACUGUUAUCUGAAAUUUCUUUUCUGAAAUGUAAUCAUCUCAAUCAAAAUUGAAUAAAGCAACAAAUUUGAUUGGA